CGAGCUCGCUCGCCCGCUCCUGCUGCUGCUGCGCAAGAAGACGAGGGCGAGAAGGAGGAGGAGGAGGAGGAGGAGCAGCAGGAGAGACGACGACGACGACGAAGGGACAACGAGCGAGGAGGAGACAGUGAUUGGCUGAUUGAAUGAAUGAAAUGAAUUGAUUGAAUGAGAGAAGUGCGACGAGAUGCCAUGCUCUCUCCGGCCAGCUAACCAACAUUAGCAGCGACGCAGGCGGAGCUCCGGGUGAUGCAAAAGCGAAUGCUUUGGAACGCAAGGCAGAGCGGAGCAAGCAGAUAGACAAGCCCUCGCUUAGCUCUUUCCUUCUUUCUUUCUUUCUUUCUUUCGUCCGUCCGUCUCUCCCUCCCUCUCGUCUCUUCCAUCAUCUUAUUCUUCUUCUUUUUCUUCGUUGUCUCGUCCGCCCGCGAGCGACGCAGCGCGUGCGUUGGGGCAUUUGCCUGCCAGCUCAAACAAGAUUGGGCGAGUGCUGCUAGUGCUGCGGCUUGCUUGUUGGCUUGCUCGCCAACCUCUUCCUUCCUCCCGAGUCCCUCUUUACUCUUCUUCUCCACUCCUCUCUUUGCAUCGAGGGCAGGGCAGGGCAUUGCAAGCAGGCAGGAACCGUAGAGCAGGAAGAGUAUGAUCGUCUCCCUUGGGCGGUAUCAGGAUCGCCGGCAUUGAUUUGCUUUGCUCUUUCUCCAUCUCCUAUAGUACGUGGGGCGCACAGCACCUCCGUUUUUCCUCGAUUGUCUCAGGGGAGGCAAAUUGCAGAGGUCAGUCGUCAGGUAGGCGCGGCGUGAAGAGUCGGGGGCAUAAGGAAGAUAGAUCUGGGAGUAGAUCGGGAGACUUGUCGCGAGUGUGUUAGGGAAUUUUCGAAGGGGAGCCGGGACUUCUUACUGUCGAGAAGAGGACGACGGGGUAGAAAGAGUCAAUAGGCCCGGUGUGAGGAGAACGACGAGGAGGGAGGAGGAGCUUUGAGUCAGGACAGAGGCCGGAGAGACGCAGCGACGAGGCGGAGGUGGUGAACAGAGACGCCGUAGAAGGAACGCGGAGGAGCGAGACUGUUGCCUUGUGUAGUUCUCAGGAAGCGGACGGCAUUUUGAUUUCUUGACGAUUGGAAACAUAUUUCAUGAGUUGGAAAUUUCCCCGCACUUGGGAUCUGUUGCUCUUCCUGGUCGCCUCACGGCGAAUGGCGCUACAAGCGCAAAUUUUCUGAGAUUUUUCCAACAACAGAUAGUCUGAUCAGGAGGAUUCACCACGAAUUUGUAGCACAAUUUGAGUGAAACGACAACAAUGUACAUCUACAUUCUUUAAAGGAUAGAACUCUCUGCGAAUGCUCGACGUCCUCUAAGAAGGAGACUUCAGGGGCGAGCUUAGGCAGUUAGGAUCAUGGCGGCCGAUCCGCUGACCGUCGGACAGGUGGCAUUUUUUCUUGGGAUAGUGCCAGUAAUAACAGCAUGGAUCUACUCUGAAUUUCUUAAUUUCAGAAGGCAUCCUGGCCCUCCUAAAGUAGAUUCAGAGAUGGGGGUUCUAGUUGGCUCUGGUCAAGAUUCAUUACCAAAGUUAUUUACUGGUGAAAGUAGUGGGCACUCAGACAUCAAUAUUGUUGACACUUCAUCCAAGAAUGAAGAAAGAGACGGUCUGCUGGAGGCGGGCAUGCAGCCUGCUGGGAAAGGGGCUGUCCCUUCAGUUAAAACACAAGUUCUCAAAUUCUUAACAAUGAACGAGACUUUCCUGCUGGAGAAUCGUGGGACUCUAAGAAAUAUUGGAGAAAUGACCGCUAUUCUUUUUUAUUUCUUCCUCUGUGAUAGAACCAACGUUCUUGGGGAAUCCAAGAAGGACUACAGUCGAGACCUGUUUAUGUUCUUGUAUUUGCUGCUAAUUAUAGCUUCUACGCUCACCUCUCUUAAGAAGCAUGCGGCAGAUAAGCCGCUGGCGGCAGGCAAGUCCAUCCUCUAUCUAAACAGACAUCAGACUGAAGAAUGGAAAGGGUGGAUGCAGGUGCUUUUUCUGAUGUAUCAUUACUUUGAGGCUCGUGAGAUUUACAAUGCCAUACGUGUUUUUAUUGCGGCUUAUGUGUGGAUGACUGGCUUUGGUAACUUCUCAUAUUAUUACGUGCGUAAAGACUUCAGUCUUGGCCGUUUUGCCCAGAUGAUGUGGCGUCUCAAUUUUCUGGUGUUUUUCGCCUGCUUGUUGCUCAACAACGACUACAUGCUAUAUUACAUUUGCCCCAUGCACACGUUCUUUACGCUUAUGGUGUACGGGGCUCUCGGAAUCGCCCAUAAGCACAACGAGAAUCCUUCGGUCAUGGCAUUGAAAAUGUUUCUAUCAUUCCUCGUCAUUGUCCUCGUUUGGGAAAUUCCUGGUGUUUUUGAGAUCCUGUGGAGACCCUUCACGUUUCUGAUGGGUUACUCGGAUCCACUUCGCCCGACGACGGAUCUGCUCCAUGAGUGGCACUUCAGAUCAGGUCUUGAUCGAUAUGUUUGGAUCGUCGGGAUGUUGUAUGCCUACUUCCACCCCACGGUUGAGAAGUGGCUAGAGAAACUUGAGGAGAUGGAAUACAAAGGCAGAAUCGCCGCGAAAACAUGCAUCCUAACCGUCACUUUGGUUGUUGGAUAUCUGUGGUAUGAGCAUGUUUAUUGCCUGGGAAAGACGGAAUAUAACAGACUGCAUCCUUACACGUCUUGGAUUCCAAUCACUGUGUACAUAGUACUCCGAAACUUCUCCCAGUCUCUCCGAAACUGGUCCCUCACUCUCUUCGCAUGGCUUGGAAAAAUUACGCUGGAAACGUACAUAGCCCAGUUUCACGUCUGGUUGAGGACUGGCGUGCCAAAUGGAGCUCCGAAGUUGCUUCUAUCCAUUAUCCCUAACUACCCCUUACUCAACUUCAUGUUGACAACAGCCAUUUACGUGUUGGUAUCGUACCGUCUUUUCGAACUAACGAAUAAAUUGAAAUCGGUGUUUAUACCUGCCAAAGAUAAUAAGCGACUCGGCCAUAUAUCAUUGGCAGGGCUAGUCAUAUUCUUAACCCUCUAUGGCAUUGGAUAUCUUCUGGUCAUGGUGCCAAGAUUUCUGGUACGUCCCUCCUAUUUACUCAUCAUGAAAAGAAUUUGGAAAUAUCAUGGAAAUUUCCAGAGUUACUCGUGGAUUGUGGAUUGAAUUUACAUAGUCACUCGGUUUGAUCCUGACCUCGUGACCACUCGCAUGCAGGGUCUUCAAUAGGCCGGGAGUUUGCAGGAAGAUGAAAUACAAGAUGAAGCUGAAAACAAAUGGGAUGCAGCUUUUCAGACAUCUUACAUUUGACGAUUUAGGACCCCAUUAUAGGCAUCCUCUUAGAUUUCCACCCAUAGUUGAGCAAGUAAUUCACGAAGGAUCACGUUUGUCCCGUAGAGUGUCUCUCAAUUUUUUAUGUCCACAAUAAAAGGGCAGAAAAUUCCAUUCACGAAGGUUUCGGUGUUCUGCGUCACCCUUUGUCGUUCAUGUUGUCCCUUUGCGUAAUGAUGUCCUAUUUUGAGUUGUUACUAACAUUCGAACACAAAAGUAAUAUAGAAAUGUUCACUGGAGAAUCCUGCACGUAAUGAUCUGCACGUCUUUUCCAGGAUUGUCUCGCUCCACGUUCCUUCUUCCCCAUGGAGCUGUUAAGAGCGUUCGUCGUCGAUAGUAACGACGCUGUUUUCCACAUAGGCACAAACAAGUUUGUGUCUCUGCAGUGAACGCGCACAAGGGACCUAGCUCUGACUGUGGAAAGGGAGAGUUAGAGACAAGGUCCUUUCACAUAUGGUCAAACAUUCACUAGUACCGCUUCCAAACGUAAUACAUUAAGAUUAACGUGUUUAGCUCGGAGACUACACACUUUCUAGUAAACUCGAGCGUGAGAAUCGAAGGUUCUUUCUCCAGCAGGAAACAUGUUUUCUUUUAGCAUGAAGCAGAGCUUACUACCAGAAGAGAAUCGUCAUGGAAGCCAACAGAUGGCAAUGAGAAAAGCUGCCAUAAUGGUCGAAGAAGGAGCAACGCACC
This is a messenger RNA of Marchantia polymorpha subsp. ruderalis, 4011 nucleotides long. The record is from the annotation of a GenBank genome assembly. Lineage: Eukaryota; Viridiplantae; Streptophyta; Marchantiopsida; Marchantiales; Marchantiaceae.